Hippocampus zosterae (dwarf seahorse) is the source of this 2119-nucleotide messenger RNA. Its product is annotated as E3 ubiquitin-protein ligase NEURL3-like. Bases 635 to 1462 code for a protein of 275 amino acids. Lineage: Eukaryota; Metazoa; Chordata; Actinopteri; Syngnathiformes; Syngnathidae. Gene Ontology annotation, molecular function: ubiquitin protein ligase activity. The transcript has 4 exons. The record is from RefSeq and is a predicted model, not a curated record.
UUGUUGUUUAUAAAGGGGCCACUCUGGAUAUGGUCAUGGGCCGCACGCGAUCCGUGGAUCGACAGCUUCCCAUCCCGAGACGAUAUUGUGCCAGGCUUCAUAUGGUAGCACUUGAAAUGCAUUUUUUUUUUCACAUUUGUGCACAUUGAACAAAAUCCAUUUAUUUAAAGGGAGCAUAUCGUGUCUUUCAGGAAUCCUGCUGUGUUUCCCAGAAACAGGAUCAGAGUGCAAGUAAAUCUCGCAGUAAAUGUGUAACUUCCAACUGUGAUGAUGUCAUUUCAACUUUCUAUUCACGGUACUUUAAUGUCUCAUGUUCUCAUGCAUUAGCCAAUCAAAACGGAAUGGGUUGGUUCAUACAGAGGACGGCCCAACUUUCAGUUUCGAAAUGUCUCAUCAGUCCAACACGUGAGAUGUAGGACCCAUUUAACUGCGCGCGCAUGUACAGUGAUGCUGAUAAGGCAGGUACGUCACCUCCGUUAACCCCUCCUAUUUUCACUCCCUUCUGAUAUUAGGGUUUGUUUCUUUCAAGUCAUGUGCACUCCAGCUAUAAAUACACUUGCAUGCCUUCUCUUUCAUUAAAGCUGGCAAAUGUGUCUUCCUCUUCAAACUUCUUCAGCCAGAUGACAACAAUUCGAUGAUGGAUCUUGAGGCAGCUAACGUUGAGCCAAAGAUGUCGCAAAGAUGUGGUUUCCGGUGCCUCGGUCCUCUGACGUUCCAUCGGGCCGUAGGAGAAGCGGUCAACCUGAGUCAGGGAUGUUGCCAUGCAAAGAGGUCCAACGCCACCUACAGAAACGGCCUUUUGUUCAGCAAUCGGCCCGUGAGGGUCCAGGAACGGGUUCAGCUGCGGGUCGAGGACGAUUCUGCCUGCUGGCACGGAGCUAUGCGGGUGGGCUUCACCAGCGUUUCUCCAGAAUCCCGAUCUCUGCCCCUGCCCAGCAUGGCCAUCUCUGAAAUCCCCAGCCACUGGGAAAUCCCCAGCCACUGGGCCGCCCCCGUGCAUGAGGAGUUCUGCAAGGCGGGAUCACAGCUGGAGUUUUGGGUGUCCAGCACAGGCAGCUUGUAUGUUUCCAACCAGAAGGGCUACAAUCAUAAGCUCUUGGGAGGAGUGCCGCUCAAGCAGCCUCUAUGGGCCAUGGUUGACCUUUAUGGGCAGACAUGCUCCAUUCUUCUCUUGGGCUCGAAGAUGGGCACGCGGUUUUUCACCCGGAGGUCAUGUCAGAGUCUCCUCUCGCCCGUUUCUGACACAGCCUCCUUGACAUCUGAUGAUUCUUCCCAACUCAACCUGCUGCUGGAAUCAGAUGGAGAAGAAACGAGAUGUGUGGUGUGCAUGGCUCAGGAAGCCGACAUCAAUCUGCCUUGCGGCCACCGCUGUAUGUGUCGCCCGUGCGCUAUCGGGGUCUUGAAACAUUCCGGGAGUUGCCCCCUGUGCAGGCAGAGAAUGAAGUCAUCACCGGAGACUUGAGAGGUUGCUGCUGACAGACGACGACAAUCUGUCAGGGCACCUUCUUCUUCUGUAAAUCUGAAUCUUGUAGCACUUGUAAUUUGAUGUUGUACUUCUUGAAGGUGAACAAAAUACACUUUUAUUUUGAUUCAUAAUACAAUGUAUAGGUUAUCCGUCGUCUUGCUUGCUUGGAUUUUGGUUUUAUACGGAAGGCGGAGUUUUGUUUGGAGGGCUCAUUCUUGUUUACGCAAUCGUUUUUACAUGAACUAUCUAAUAAAAAUCCAUGUAUUAUGUGAAACACCAAAUAAAGCUGCAACUGAAGACCUUCAUCGGGAUAUUUAUCAUUGUGACAUGAACAGUGAGUAACAGUACAGCGGAACCUUCAUGUUGUUGAACAACAGUAUCUGUUCAGGGACACCCUUGGGAGUCAAGUUUAGGCAGAUUGCAAAAGCAGUUAUUACCCCAUAAAAAAAAAAAAACAACGACCAGAAAUUGGGUUCAUCUUUUCAUCGAGCUAAAGGGCAAUUUGCGUAAGAUUAUAGGUCAGUGGUUCUUAACCUUGUUUGAGGUACCGAACCUAAUCUGUUCAUAUGUACAUUCACUGAACCCUUCAUUAGCGAAAAAUAAUAAUUAUAUUUUGGGGGGGCAAAUUGAAGACAUUAAAAAACGGAUUUCUUA